Molecule: messenger RNA, 2484 nt
Organism: Fukomys damarensis (Damara mole-rat)
Lineage: Eukaryota; Metazoa; Chordata; Mammalia; Rodentia; Bathyergidae
Gene: Abhd12
Product: abhydrolase domain containing 12, lysophospholipase
Exons: 13
Coding region: 16-1050 (344 amino acids)
Biological process (GO): phosphatidylserine catabolic process; monoacylglycerol catabolic process
Cellular component (GO): endoplasmic reticulum membrane
Molecular function (GO): phosphatidylcholine lysophospholipase A1 activity; monoacylglycerol lipase activity
Source: RefSeq, a predicted model, not a curated record
AGCUGUUCUGCUACGAUGAAGUGGCAGCUGGGGUCUCAUGUCAGGCGGAAGGGGCUGUGGUUCCGGCUGAGGAAGGUGCUUCUGUGUAUCUUGGGGCUAUAUAUCACCAUUCCCUUUCUCGUCAGACUGUGCCCUGGGAUACAGGCAAAACUGAUUUUCCUGAAUUUUGUGAGGGUUCCCUACUUCAUUGACUUGAAAAAACCACAGGAGCAAGGUUUGAAUCAUACCUGCAAUUACUACCUCCAGCCAGAGGAAGAUGUGACUAUUGGAGUCUGGCACACUAUCCCUGCUGCCUGGUGGAAGAACGCCCAAGGGAAGGACCAGAUGUGGUAUGAGGAUGCCUUGGCUUCCAGCCACCCGAUUAUUCUGUACCUGCACGGAAAUGCGGGUACCAGAGGUGGUGACCACCGAGUGGAGCUCUACAAGGUGCUGAGUACCCUUGGUUACCAUGUGGUCACCUUUGACUACAGAGGUUGGGGUGACUCAGUAGGAACACCAUCGGAGCGGGGCAUGACCUAUGAUGCACUCCAUGUUUUUGAUUGGAUCAAAGCAAGAAGUGGUGACAACCCUGUGUAUAUCUGGGGCCAUUCCUUGGGCACAGGAGUGGCGACAAAUCUGGUGCGACGGCUCUGUGAGCGAGAGACACCUCCAGAUGCCCUUAUAUUGGAAUCUCCAUUCACUAAUAUUCGUGAAGAAGCAAAGAGCCAUCCAUUUUCAGUGGUAUAUCGGUACUUUCCUGGGUUUGACUGGUUCUUCCUUGACCCUAUCACAAGCAGUGGAAUCAAAUUUGCAAAUGAUGAGAAUGUGAAGCACAUUUCCUGCCCCUUGCUUAUCCUGCACGCGGAAGAUGACCCAGUUGUACCCUUUCAGCUUGGCAGAAAGCUGUACAACAUUGCCGCACCAUCGCGAAGCUUCCGAGACUUUAAAGUCCAAUUUGUCCCCUUUCACUCUGACCUCGGCUACAGGCACAAGUACAUCUAUAAGAGCCCAGAGCUGCCACGGAUCCUGAGGGAGUUCCUGGGAAAAUUGGAACCUGAGCGCCAGCACUGAGCCACCGCCUCCCCACCCCAGGAGCAUGAAGACCAGACCGCCGCCUCCCUGUUUUCCUCGGGCAGCAGUGGUGUUGGGACAGGGGACCCUUGCUGGAAAGGGACCCACAGGGGUGUGGGUGGGUGGUCCUUGAGCUGUCGCAGCAUAGGCCCAAGGGGACAAGGACAUGGAGAUGCUCUUCCGCCCGGUGUGCAGGAUGUACCUCGCUGCUCGGCCCUCUUGCUACCCGACACUAGCCCAUGUGGGACCAGGUCUGCAUUUCCCUGUCCCACCUGCCUGCCCACCUAACCUGGCCGUAGACUGAGCAUUUAUUUAAGAAUAAAACUGGCGGUGAUCUGUCCUUCUCUGCUAAGCGAGGGGGUCAGGGAAACUCGCUGGGCAGUCUCCAGCACCCUGCCUGUGGCUCCUGUCCCAGUGCCAGGGCCUGCUCAUGGCAGCGCGCUGCCUACAUCAAGGUCUGGCCAGUGGACACUCCCGCCCCACGAUUCAGAGCUCUGCAUGGCUUCAAAGGAAAGUUUACAGCUCCCCAUGCCUCCCAGAAGAGCAGAUGGCAUUUUCCUAAGAUGCAGCAGACCUGCCUGGAUAGGCCAAUCCUUCCCCAUUGCAGGGCCAGUAGACUCCAGAUGUUCUGGAUGCUGCUGGUCUUUGCCCUGGGGUCACCCACCAGCAGAUCCCCAAUCAAGGAAAAGGGCUGAGACCUGAAGACUGAAGAGGGAUGGCCUAGGACAAGCCUUGGGUGGUCUCAGGUGCAAGUCCUCCAAACGGGCCUCUCCUGACUCUGGUUUUCCUGGGGUUUUGGGCCCCAGCAGUGUACCGCUGGCGCCUCAACACUUCUCCCACCCCAGGCCUAUCAGGGAUAUCUAAGGAGACUUAGAUCCAUUGGUCUGUGCCAGGGGCCCUGCAGUCGCUGAAAUGUGGCUGUGCCCACUUGGGCCCAGCAGUGUUGUCUGUAAGUGCAGAGGUGACAGGUGCCCAUUUUCUCCUUUUUGUAUGUGUGAGUUACCUCGGAUCCUUCAGUGGAGGCGCAGUGCAGGAUAUAGAGAAUUUUUAGAUUAUCUGUUAAUUGGAGCCAAGUGUCCCUGUUCGGUGCAACCAAACAAACUGGAUUUUAGAUCAUUGAACAAGUUCCAAAUUCAAUUUGUGGAUGAGUUCUUUCAAAAAAUGCUUUGGACCUGAGGUGUGAGUAAUGUGCUAUCAGUUCUAUGGCCUCCAUAUCCCAGGGCCUCACAGACUGGGGGCACUGAGGACUCAGCUGAGAGUUGUGAGCAGCCAGGGGGGUGCUGCAGGGCCAGGAAGUCCAUAGCACCCCGUCAUCCUAUCAUUGGCCCCUCCUGAUAGGUGACUGACUGCAGCUAUAGACAAUUAGGGAGACCAGUCUGGUUCUCAGGGCCAGUAAUGGACAGGAGCAGUAGGACAGUAGCAGUAGCAUAGAGA